UUGAGCCUCAAAUUCCCCCAUCAGCUCCUCUUCCCUUCUCGCCAUCGUCCCUUCCUCGCCAUGGGCCACAGCCUGCCUUGGCGGCCCCAAACAUACACACCUCAUCUUUCAGUUAUGCAUGCCUUCACAGACUCCACCCUCGGAAUUCCCCUUCGUACGCCUUAUCCCAUCGAUCCCCCCUCCUCUGUUGCCCUUCGAAUGCUCGUCCUUUCCAUUCUACCCCCAAGUCAUCCCAAAUUGUUUGCCGUCCUCAAGGUCCCUCCGCCCACCUGGUUACCAUUCACUCCACAACUCUGCAGCUACUGGCCGCCACUGGGACCUCUACUUCACCCACUCUCCAGCUUUCCUGAGCCUCUACGUCACUUCUUGUAUCGCGUCUAUCGCCCUCUCAAGACCACAACCUUCGCUUAGCAACUUAAAGGAUGCCACCUUCACCUUUCGACUAACAUUUUCCAUCUUCAUCCAGCCUAACCAUUUCCACUUGCUUAUACAUUGGGACCCUUUCCUCACCGGCGAUCCUGACUAUCCAAACUCCCCCCUCUAUUUGCUUUCUGCGACUGUUUGGACCCGAACCAACUACUAUAAUGGGCUAUGGGGCUGUGACGAGUCGUUCUACAAAUUAGUCUCUUGGUGCGCCUUAUGACUGAGGAACGGCCAACCCAAACGGAUCGAGUGUACAAACCCGUCGAAUGGCUACGCGGUUACAAGAAAACGGCUUUCUCUUACCGGCUUCAGCAGGUCUACUUCAUUGGUUCAACAUAUCUCCUGCCACGUAUUGCUUGGGGCUUUCAGCCUUUCCUUUCCGGGCGCAAUGCAUUCCAUCGGAACGAACUACCUUGGGGCUAGACUAUUGUUAUAGGCUCUUUCUGUCGCUUCGCGCACCUUCCAACUUGGGGCAAUCGCUGCGUCCUCUGUCUUAGCCUGC
This is a messenger RNA of Cantharellus anzutake, 925 nucleotides long. RefSeq lists its product as uncharacterized. Bases 119 to 643 code for a protein of 174 amino acids. The transcript has a single exon. Lineage: Eukaryota; Fungi; Basidiomycota; Agaricomycetes; Cantharellales; Hydnaceae. The record is from RefSeq and is a predicted model, not a curated record.